AUGAUAUCAUACUGUGGAACGGAACAUCAAAAAGAGCAUUGGCCUGAACACAAACAAUUCUGCCGAGAAAUCUGGAUCAUGAUAAAAGAACAUGCCGUUUCACAUCUUUACCAAAACCUUCAGGGCCUAGAUUUGAAAACCUGGAAUCUACAAGCAAACCUUUUUCGCCGGAAAGUGGAAGAGCGUCUAGGCCGCGGAGUUACUCCUCACGAGCUAGAUGUCCUAAUGUUUCCUCGAGUUUGUUUCGUCUGCCGUCAAGCUAGACAAGAUGAAUUGAAAAACUGUCCUGGUUGUCCAGCUGCCAGUUUUUGCAAUGAACAUCCAAGUAGUUCUUUGCACGAUGAAGACUGUCACAAAAUAAAGAAAAUGCACGAGAUUAAUAUGGAAAAUGAUAUUAAGAAACGAGUCAUGCUGAUGGAAGUCAUCGUGCUUAUCAUGACUCAUCUCCAAAUGAACAAAUCUUCAGAUCUACCUAAUUCGAUGCAAGAAUUUUUAGAUCACCAAACCAAACCUAGAAAGAAUUUUUCCGAAAAUGAAAUGAUCAUAAUGUCGGACUUCUGUAACGAAGCACUGACUCUCUUCAGUGCUUUGAAGAAGUUGAACUAUGCUUCUUCUGAUAUAAUCAUCCAUAUUGAAGGUACAAGCUUAAUGUCGUAUACUUCAAAACACUGGGAGAUUCUGCUUGUCACAUCGGGUUCACUCUCUGCAAAAACUGCCGCUCGAUGA
Belonocnema kinseyi is the source of this 726-nucleotide messenger RNA. RefSeq lists its product as uncharacterized. NCBI's taxonomy places the organism in Eukaryota, Metazoa, Arthropoda, Insecta, Hymenoptera, Cynipidae. The record is from RefSeq and is a predicted model, not a curated record. The transcript is spliced from 2 exons. Bases 1 to 726 code for a protein of 241 amino acids.